This is a messenger RNA of Alternaria infectoria, 936 nucleotides long. RefSeq lists its product as uncharacterized. The record is from RefSeq and is a predicted model, not a curated record. The transcript has a single exon. The coding region runs from base 1 to 936 and encodes 311 amino acids. Lineage: Eukaryota; Fungi; Ascomycota; Dothideomycetes; Pleosporales; Pleosporaceae.
AUGCGUCCUCAAGAUACCAAGAACGAAGACAUCCCGCCGCGUGCUUCGCGCGUGCCUUCAAGCAGCAGACACGAGCCCGAAGACAUGCUUGAAGAGAGCCGCGAGGCGACCAGCGGGUACGGAGGCGACGAAGAAAGCGAGAGCGACAUGACCACCGCUCCAGAACCUGUACUCAGGUAUCGCCGACGAGUGGACGAUCCACAAACGCCGCUCCGAGCACCUCGAGUGCAAACACCUUCUCGUCCACAAGAUCCGCAAACACCACCACGCGGUACAUCUCGAGGCCUCGAAGGCGACUUGGCUCGGGCCGGCGAAGUCUUGCGAGAUCAGACCAGGAACGAGUACCACAGGCGCCGCUCCGACGCUCAAGACGACCAUGCGGCGCACAGGAAUGCAGAGACAUCAUCCGCGGUCGCUCGGGCUCAAGCUGGAGUUGGCAAUAGGUUUGGAGCUGGUGGCCAAAUUCCGCCUCGAGGUGUAUUCACACCAGUGCUGCGUAGAAACGCUGUUCAGCAGCUGGGCAUUCCCCCAUCAAACCCUUUCGGUUACGGUGUCGGCUCCUUUCCGCAGCUGCCUCCUGAGACGAUGCAGACGAUUGGUGACAACUCUGAUUCUGGCGAAUUUGGGUCUUCGAUGGCGGCCAUGACUCCCUUCCACCGACAAGCGAAUCAGGCAGCUUUCGAGCGCCAGGCUGCGCGCCAGGAGGCUUCGCCUGAGCCGGAUCUUCCUCAUCCUCGCCGAAGGCCUACUGGCCCACAUCCUGCGCAUUUCCAGACCCCAACCCGGCCUUCUCCUCAUCAGCAGCCAGGUCAACAGUCUACAAGAUCGCCCGCGCAACCGUCGUCAAAGUCACAGGGCCCGGAAGGAUCGGCAAGGGCCCCUUCGCGGCGAAGGCUGGAGGACAUCGAAGACCAAGACGCAGAGAACAUGAAGUAG